AUGUCGGAGAAAACUCCGCUCCUCCAUUACCGGCUCACCAGCAGCGGCAGCCCGACGAGCAAAGAUGAGUCCCUUCGCAGCGGGGCGCAGGAGGGCCGCGACGGCCGACGCUCCAGGGAUAAGAGCGCGACGGCCCGGAAGCUCGGGGUGGUGUUCGGCGUGGUCACCCCCACCGUGCUGUCCAUGUUCAGCGUCGUGGUGUUCCUGAGAAUUGGUUUUGUGGUGGGUCAAGCCGGUCUCUUACAGUCCUUCGCCAUGUUUCUCGUGGCCUACUUUAUCAUCACGAUGACCGUGCUGUCCAUUUGUGCCAUCUCCACCAAUGGGGCUCUGGAUGCUGGAGGUGCCUACUACAUGAUCAGCCGAGCCCUGGGUCCAGAGUUCGGAGGCAGCAUUGGGAUCAUGUUUUUCUUUGCCAACGUGUGCGGUAGUGCUCUCUACAUUUUAGGGCUGGUUGAGGCCGUGAUGUCCACCUUUGGCAUCCCAGAGGAGGGUGGUGUUGCAGAGCCCCAUCAGGUGUUGCCCUGCGGAUACUGGUGGUCUCUGCUGUAUGGCACGGUCUUGCUCUUCCUGUGUUUUAUUGUCUGCUUGGUCGGUACCCACAUCUAUGCAAAAGCAACCUUUCUCAUCGUCAUCAUAGUCACGGCAGUUUUGGUUACCAUCUUCAUCAACUUCUUCAUCAUGAGGCCCUUUGUGGUGACUCUGCCACACAGUUCUGGUCUUAACAGUACCAGUGUGAGCACAGCCAAUUACACUGGCUUCAAGCUCCACACCUUGAAGAGCAACCUGUUGCCCAGUUACACAGAGGACUACACCACUGGGUCCACGAUGACUUUCCUCACAGUGUUCGCCGUCAUGUUCAAUGGCUGCACCGGCAUCAUGGCGGGCUCCAACAUGUCGGGCGACCUGAGAAACCCCAGCUAUUCCAUCCCAAGAGGAACGCUUGCAGCUGUUGCGAUAACUUUCAUCACUUACAGUCUGCUUAGUCUGCUGUCUGCGUGGUCCUGUGACCGUCCCCUCCUCAAAAAUGACUACAAUUUCCUGGGAGACAUCAAUAUUUGGCCGCCCCUCGUGACCAUUGGGGUGUACUCCUCCACCAUGUCUGCUGCCAUGAGUAACCUCAUCGGAGCCUCCAGGAUCCUGUACGCUCUGGCCAAAGACGACCUGUUUGGUGGUGUGCUGGCUCUGGUGAGGAAGACGUCUCUGAGUGGGAACCCCUGGGCCGCGGUGCUCGCCUCCUGGCUGCUCGUACAGGUGGUGCUAUUUGCGGGUAAAUUGAACACCAUUGCAAGUAUUGUGACCAUCUUCUUCCUGUUGGUCUAUGCGGCGGUGAACCUGGCCUGUUUGGCUCUCGAAUGGGCUUCUGCACCCAACUUCAGACCCUCAUUCCGAUGCUUUACAUGGCAUACCUGCGCUCUGGGAAUUCUUGGUUGCCUGGUCAUGAUGUUCCUGAUCAAUGCAAUUUAUGCAUUUGCCAGCAUCGCCUUCAUGCUGCUGCUGUUGAUGCUGAUCCACUACCUCGGUCCCAUCAGCAACUGGGGCUACAUCAGUCAGGCGCUCAUCUUCCACCAGGUGCGCAAGUACCUGUUGAUGUUGGAUGUGCGUAAGGACCAUGUGAAGUUCUGGAGGCCUCAGCUGCUGCUGAUGGUGGCGAACCCUCGCAGCUGCACCAAUCUCAUGACUUUCAUUAACGACCUGAAGAAGAGUGGCCUGUUGGUACUGGGACAUGUACAGCUGGGUUUACUGGAUGGGUUGCCCUCGGAUCCUCUGCCCAGCUGUUAUGACUCCUGGCUUUCUCUCGUGGACCAUCUCAACAUCAAGGCCUUUGUCAACCUCACCCUGGCAGACACCGUCAGACAUGGAGUUCAGAACCUGCUCUUCAUCACAGGCUUUGGCGGAAUGAGGCCAAACACGCUUGUCUUGGGAUUCUAUGAUGACUGCACCCCUCAAGAUGACCUCCAAGGUAAAAUUCUCCUGUCAUCAGGACCUGGCCUCGACCCGGCGUCUCAAUCCAUCGACCCCCGAGAGGCGUGGUCUCCCUUCUUCCCUAACGUGCGCUGCACUGAGGAACUCAAAGACCUUCCGGUCGAUGAAUACGUGUCGGUCAUUGCUGACGCCGUAAAAAUGGGGAAGAACGUGACACUGGCUCGUUACUUCAACCAGUUCAACCGCGAGGAGGUCUUGGAGUCGGGCAGGAAGAUCGGGGGCCACAGGAGCGCGACGGGACCCUUUGUUGACGUGUGGCCCCUGAAUCUGCUCCAACCAGACAGCCGCGGGUACGUCGACAUCUGCUCGCUGUUCCUCCUGCAGUUGGCCUGCGUGCUUCAAGAAUCCCGUGCCUGGAGCCAGGCGAGGCUCCGCCUCUUCCUGUGUGUGGAAGCUAGUUCCAGUGCGACCGAAAAGGAGGAGGGGGAGAAGAAGCUGCGGGUGAUGCUGAAGAAGCUGCGGAUCUCGGCGAAGGUGCAGAUGGUGGCGUGGGACCACGUGGUGGCGCUGCACUGGCGGAGACAAGCGGGAGAGAGUCUGGUCGAGUCCGCUCGCAAUAACUACGACAGGAGGCCGGGGCAAGACGAGCACGAAGACGGCAUCCUCAUGUUUCCCAAUAACGACGCUCUGCUGACGGACGAGUACAUCUGCGCCGUCAACCAUCUGAUUCGUAGACACGGCGCCCCUCGGCCCGCUGUGCGCUUCCUAUAUUUGCCGCGGCCCCCGGCAGACACCCGGCGGUAUCGCGCCUACCUUCACCAGGUGGACGUGUUGAGUCGAGACCUGGGCCCAACGUUGCUCAUUCACGGGGUCACUCCUGUGGUCACUACCGACCUCUAA
Pseudoliparis swirei is the source of this 2823-nucleotide messenger RNA. RefSeq names its product solute carrier family 12 member 9-like. The transcript is spliced from 14 exons. NCBI's taxonomy places the organism in Eukaryota, Metazoa, Chordata, Actinopteri, Perciformes, Liparidae. Gene Ontology annotation, molecular function: potassium:chloride symporter activity. The record is from RefSeq and is a predicted model, not a curated record. Bases 1 to 2823 code for a protein of 940 amino acids. Gene Ontology annotation, cellular component: membrane. Gene Ontology annotation, biological process: potassium ion homeostasis; chloride transmembrane transport; cell volume homeostasis.